GCUGCCGCUUGUGGUUGUUGUUUUUUACGCAUGCGUGUCCUGUCAGGUGACGCACAGCUGCCUCCUGUGGGCUUUGCUAUAGGGCUCCGUCUUCCGAGGCGCCUGCUUUGUCACGGAGCCGGAACAAAGUACCGGGGCGGCGGCCUGACCGUAGGCGGGUCCCGGCUCAGCUUUAUUGCGGCCUUUGAGACUUCCGACAGGGAUUUUAAUCAUGUCUGAUAAAAGUGAACUGAAGGCGGAAUUGGAGCGCAAGAAGCAACGCUUGGCUCAAAUCAGAGAGGAGAAAAAGAGAAAAGAGGAAGAAAGAAAGAAAAAGGAAACAGAUCAGAAGAAAGAAGCACUUCCUGUACAAGAAGAGUCUGACCUUGAAAAGAAGAGAAGGGAAGCCGAAGCCUUGCUUCAAAGCAUGGGUUUAACCCCUGAGGCUCCUAUGGCUGUGCAACCUCUGCGACUAGUAACAGCGGAUACCUGUCUGUUUCACUAUUUAGUCCCUCCACCAAUGUCUCCAUCUUCCAAAUCCGUGAGCACGCCAAGUGAGGCUGGAAGCCAAGAUUCCGGGGAUGGUGCUGUUGGUUCCAGGACGCUGCAUUGGGAUACUGAUCCAUCAGUUCUUCAGCUCCAUUCUGAUUCCGAUCUGGGACGUGGGCCCAUUAAACUUGCCAUGUCAAAAAUUACCCAAGUUGACUUUCCUCCUCGAGAAACAGUCUCAUAUACAAAGGAGACGCAGACACCAGUUUUGACUCAACCAAAGGAAGAUGAGGACGAUGAAGAGGAUGCAGUGGUACAAAAACUGCCAGUCGAGCCUGAAGAGGAAAAAACCUUCAAAAAAGAGGAGGAGGAAGAAGCUGCCCCUCAUGAACUGACAGAAGAAGAAAAGCAACAAAUUUUGCAUACUGAAGAAUUUUUGAGCUUCUUUGACCAGUCUACUAGGAUUGUAGAAAGAGCUCUCUCUGAGCAAAUUAACAUUUUCUUUGACUACAGUGGGCGAGACUUAGAAGACAAAGAGGGGGAAAUUCAGGCAGGUGCUAAGCUGUCCUUAAACAGGCAAUUUUUUGACGAACGCUGGUCAAAGCAUCGGGUUGUGAGUUGCUUGGACUGGUCAUCUCAGUACCCAGAGUUGCUGGUUGCCUCCUAUAACAACAACGAAGAUGCUCCUCAUGAGCCUGAUGGGGUGGCCCUUGUUUGGAAUAUGAAAUAUAAAAAAACAACUCCCGAGUAUGUCUUCCACUGCCAGUCGGCUGUGAUGUCUGCUACGUUUGCAAAAUUUCAUCCCAAUUUGGUGGUUGGUGGCACAUAUUCAGGGCAAAUUGUGCUGUGGGACAACCGCAGCAAUAAGCGAACUCCAGUUCAGAGAACUCCCCUUUCAGCUGCUGCUCACACGCAUCCUGUGUACUGUGUGAAUGUGGUUGGGACUCAGAAUGCUCAUAACCUCAUCAGCAUCUCAACGGAUGGGAAGAUCUGCUCAUGGAGCCUGGACAUGCUUUCCCAGCCUCAGGAUAGCAUGGAGCUAGUCCAUAAGCAAUCCAAAGCUGUCGCUGUAACUUGCAUGUCUUUCCCUGUUGGAGACGUCAAUAACUUUGUUGUUGGAAGCGAAGAAGGCUCUGUGUACACAGCAUGUCGUCAUGGCAGCAAGGCUGGAAUCAGUGAGAUGUUUGAAGGUCAUCAGGGACCAAUUACAGGCAUCCAUUGCCAUGCUGCGGUCGGGCCUGUGGAUUUCUCCCAUCUGUUUGUCACAUCUUCUUUUGACUGGACUGUAAAGCUUUGGACAACUAAGAAUAACAAGCCCCUGUACUCAUUUGAAGACAACUCGGACUAUGUUUACGAUGUGAUGUGGUCGCCUACCCACCCUUCCCUCUUUGCUUGUGUGGAUGGAAUGGGCAGGCUGGACCUAUGGAAUCUCAACAACGACACAGAGGUGCCAACAGCGAGCAUCACCGUGGAAGGGAAUCCUGCUCUGAAUCGUGUGAGAUGGACUAAUUCAGGACGAGAAAUUGCCGUUGGAGAUUCUGACGGACAAAUAGUGAUCUAUGACGUGGGAGAGCAAAUUGCUGUUCCCCGAAAUGAUGAAUGGACCCGUUUUGGCCGAACCUUAGCAGAAAUCAAUGCCAAUAGGGCUGAUGCAGAAGAGGAGGCAGCAACUCGAAUUCCUUCUUAGAUACUAUCUAGGAGCGAAUCGGGGAGUAGACAAGAGCGGGCUUCAGGGUAGUAGCAUGUGUUAGCCUGCAGAGAAAAAUGAAAAUUAACAUGGCAAAUAAACAGUGGGUUUGACAUGCAUAUACCAAGACUGCUGAAAUAGAUCUUGCCAAUUUGCUUUUUACUCGCAAAAUCAUUCAGCCUUAAUCUGCCUGGUAUAACUUAUUACUUAAUCUUAACUUGGCAAGGAACACUAACAACAUUGUAUAUUUAAAAUUACUGGAGUUGUCCCAGUUUUCAGCAGCGUACAACUAUUUCUGAAAAAUUAAUUUAUGUUCAUUUCUACACAAGAGCCGUCCUCAGUUAAACUUGGCAGGCUGUUCAGUGAACUUUGAAAACAAGUUAGCGUUAUAGUACUCAAACUGCUUAAGUUAUGCAUGCAUCUGUUCACAGUAACCUUUAUCCUAAUUAUUAUACAAUAGGCUCCAGGCUACCGUGGUAGGUCAUGUAUGUGAAUAAAAAUAUGUGUCUCUUUUCAAAAUUGUUUAGCUAUAGAAACUUUCUACAACACUGCUAAGUACUUUGGAUUUUUUUUUUUGUUAAACCUGUGCAGUCUACAUAAAACUUCUUUAUAAAUAAACAUUACAUGACCUUUUUCUCACGA
Molecule: messenger RNA, 2797 nt
Organism: Sphaerodactylus townsendi
Lineage: Eukaryota; Metazoa; Chordata; Lepidosauria; Squamata; Sphaerodactylidae
Gene: DYNC1I2
Product: dynein cytoplasmic 1 intermediate chain 2
Exons: 17
Coding region: 212-2155 (647 amino acids)
Biological process (GO): transport along microtubule
Cellular component (GO): cytoplasmic dynein complex
Molecular function (GO): dynein heavy chain binding; dynein light chain binding
Source: RefSeq, a predicted model, not a curated record